This is a messenger RNA of Cucurbita moschata (crookneck pumpkin), 2214 nucleotides long. RefSeq lists its product as uncharacterized. The coding region runs from base 249 to 1964 and encodes 571 amino acids. Lineage: Eukaryota; Viridiplantae; Streptophyta; Magnoliopsida; Cucurbitales; Cucurbitaceae. The transcript has 3 exons. The record is from RefSeq and is a predicted model, not a curated record.
ACUUCUUCAUCAAACAAAUCCCCAUUUCAAAUUCCGCGUUGGAAGUGUGAGCUUCUCAGUUUCUUCUGCAUGUUCGAUCACAUUCUCUCUUUAGUUUACUCACAAAGAAUCUGCAAUCUCUGGAUUUAAAGCUUCCUCUUUUGUGUUUUUGAAGAAGAUCAAACGAUUUGCCUCCUUGAGAGAUUGAAAUUUCAAAUCUAAAUCUGAUUUGCACUACUCUACUCAGAACCAUUUCUUCGAAAUUUCAAAUGGCUACCAAAUCGCAUUCUGUGUCUUCUGAUUUGAUUUCUAUCGAUGACGAUAACCUUGAAUGCCGGAGCAUUUCAGAGUUGGUUUCGAUUCUGCGGACGGCUUUCCGGGCAAGAGAUUUCGACAAAGUGGAGGCGGUUUUGGUUGCCAAGGAAGUAAAAAUGAGGAAAGAGAUCGAGAACAAGAACAAAGAGUAUGAAUUGCUCCAAAGCAAAUACGAGUUUCUAAGACUGGACAUUCUCACUCACGAAUCCAUGCUCGAGCAAGAUAAGGUUGAUCCUAAAGGAUUUGAGAAGUGGAAGGAAAUAUAUGAAGAGUUGAAGGAGAAGGAGAGUGAGAUUCAACAACUCAAGGAUUUGAUUUUCAAAGUAAAUGAGGAUAGAGAGAAGAAGAAAAGCGCUUUGGAGGGAUUUGAGAAAUUGCUGGAAACGGUCAAGAAAACACAGGAAGAUCAAAGGAUCACUAUAGAGAAGCUUAUCCACAAGAAUUCAGAAUUAGAAUGUGCAAUGGAGGUGGUUAAGAAAGUAAAGGAAGAUCAUGUGAAAACCAUAGAGGAGCUUAGAUGCAAGAACUUAAAAUUAGAAUGUUCACUAGAGGAGCUUAACUACAGGAAAUCAGAUUUGGAACGUACAGUAGAAGUGGUCAAGAAGACAGAGGAAGAUGAAAGGAAGUAUGUCGAGGAGCUUAAAUGCAAGAAUUCAAAAUUAGAAAUUGCGAAAAGAGAAGCUGAGCAUAACUACGAACUGUGUAGAAGGAAAUAUGAUGAACUCGGCCGCCGAGUCUCACAAUUGGAGAACAAAAACGACUCUAUAUCAGGAGGAGCUUGCGUUGGUGGUUCCAGAAAAUUGGUUGGUAUGCAAGCCGAGAAUCGAACAGGUACUGAAGGAUUCAUGGUGGAAAUCAUUAGUGAUGAUGAUCAUGCUCCAGUGAAGAAUUCAUCCAGAGCACGCAGAAAAGAAAAGAGAACGUGGGAUUUAUUACUAAACGAUUGUGAAGAUUACGAUCCCGAAAGAGAUGAUGAAAAGAUAUCCACCUUGCCCAGUGAAACUAAUGGCAAGGAGGCAUUGAAGAAAGUAGGGGCAAUGUAUGCAACACCUCCACAUGGUCGUCCUGACAAUCAUGUUUUGAAAAGGCAUAUUUCUACUCGUACUAAUGAUUCCAAGAACGUGAUGUCCUCUUCAAGGGCGGUUGCAGUCAUGUUGAGGGAAGAAUGUAAAUCACAUAAUUCCAUGUUCAAGUAUGCUUCAUUUGGUUUCAACUACUUUAAUGAGGACUGUUCCUUUUUCUCGGAUUCUGAUUGUGAGAUUCAAAAUAGAUACGACUCAACUCAUCUUAAGUCAAAGGGCCAAGGGAAGAGGAGUAAUAAAAAAUGGGGGUCGGAGGCUGAAAUGCGUGCUGCAUUUGAUGAAAAUGAUAUGCUUUGCAUGGAAGCUGUUUGUAUCCUCUACAGACAAUCAAGUUUAGUGGGAAAGCCUCGUAGUGCAUAUUUGCCUUCCAGACAUAGAGGAUUUCAUGAGGUUGAUUUGCUCAGGGGUUCAACAUUGGCAUUGUUUCUAACCGGCGGAGAUUCACAAGGGAAGCUAAAGAGAUCUGUGAUGGAGUUGGAGAAAUUCGACAUAUGUGGUCUUAUCGACUGCAGAAGAAUCUCCAUCGAGCAUUUGGAGCAGUUAUUUGAAAUCUAUAAGAACAGUGAAGAUCAAUUCCUAUUCCAGUAAAAAGGGAGCAGCUUGAUGCAAGGUUAAAUCUUAUGCUCAAAUCUACUUGUUUAUCCCUUUAUUGUAGAUAAUUAGAUGUCUGCUGCUGACUUAUAUACAUAUAUAUAGAGAGAGAGAGACAUCAAUAGGGAACAUUGCAAUUGUUAUAUCAUAUAGUUAGGAUCAAUUCUAUUACUACCAAAUCAGUUUGUUAGAACUUAGAAACUGCAUCAACUUUGUUUCAAUAUUACUACUGCUGAGGAGAGAAACC